CCUGGUUUCAAUCAUCCUCAUCCCUGAAGAUUCCGUGAAUUCGGCACCACCAGUUCGACGAUGGGUUUCCUUCAUCUGCAUCUGCACGAUCAUCACUCGUCCAAUCAUACCUGCCCCUCACAUGCCGUCUCCGAAGAUGAGACCAAGAAUGUGGUCGGCAACAUCUCCUUCUACCAUUUGAAUAUGAUCAUAUCCGGCGCGUCCACUGCCUUAGCCUGUCUGAUCAUCUUCGCCUUGAUGUUCAGACAUGCGACGCGUUUCAGCAACCCGACCGAGCAGAUUAGAGUCAUGAGAAUCAGCAGCGUCGUUCCCGUCUACUCGAUCUUCUCCUUUCUGUCCGUCUGCUUCCCCGCCGACUACGUCUACUUCUCGUCCUGGCCGGACCCGUUCGAAGGCAUCGCCCUGUAUGCCUUUUUCUUGCUGUUGUGCGAGUUUAUCGCGCCCAGUGAUGAACAGAGAGUGCAGUUGAUUUCCACCCAGCAAAUCAAGCCUUCUAGGUUGCGGCGACGAGCACCGCCGAUGGACGGAUUGACUUGGUUCAAGCGUACCUACUAUGUGGUCCUGCAGUACCCCGUCGUCGCGUUGAUCACAACGGUGGUGGCCUGUAUUACUCAAGGAGCGGGGGUGUACUGUCUCGACAGCAAGGAGCCUUACUUUGCACACAUUUGGAUUACGAUCCUCAAGAACCUGUCGGUUUCAAUCGCGGUCCUGGGCGUGGUCAAGUUCUUCAUGCAGCUCAAGAGCCACAUGGAGGGGCACCGGGCUUUUGCCAAACUGCUGGCGUUCAAACUGAUUGUCGGCUUGGUUUUCGUCGAGAGUAUCCUGUUCACUAUCCUCCGAACGGCCUCGAUUCUCAAGGCGUCGUCUGUCAUGACGUACACCGACAUCACCAUCGGACUGCCGACCAUGAUCAUUUGCAUCCAGAUGGUGCCGCUGGCCUGCUUCUUCCACUAUGCAUACAGCGUCACCCCCUACAGCGUGAUGAAGAUGCCUCUUAUGUCCCAGCCGCAAUACGAGCCAGUAGACGACAUUGCACAGAUCAAGAUGCGACAGAAGUACCAAGGCGGUCCUCUGGGGAUCUACGCGUGGGCGCUCUUUUUCAACCCGGUGGCGAUGGUGCAAGAGUUUUCAUACCCCUUGACCUUGCUGUCGACAGCGACGCGGUCACCGGAGCAUCAGAUCCUGACCCCGGAGCAGCAGGAUGAGCGGUAUGAGGGGCUGUAA
Molecule: messenger RNA, 1224 nt
Organism: Aspergillus sclerotioniger CBS 115572
Lineage: Eukaryota; Fungi; Ascomycota; Eurotiomycetes; Eurotiales; Aspergillaceae
Product: OSTA/TMEM184 family protein
Exons: 6
Coding region: 61-1224 (387 amino acids)
Biological process (GO): transport
Molecular function (GO): transporter activity
Source: RefSeq, a predicted model, not a curated record